Osmerus eperlanus (European smelt) is the source of this 4679-nucleotide messenger RNA. RefSeq names its product kinesin light chain 1a (gene klc1a). Gene Ontology annotation, molecular function: kinesin binding. The transcript has 16 exons. The record is from RefSeq and is a predicted model, not a curated record. NCBI's taxonomy places the organism in Eukaryota, Metazoa, Chordata, Actinopteri, Osmeriformes, Osmeridae. Gene Ontology annotation, biological process: microtubule-based movement. Bases 382 to 2304 code for a protein of 640 amino acids. Gene Ontology annotation, cellular component: cytoplasm; kinesin complex.
AACCAUAAAUUGUGUCCGAUCAUGUAACAACGUAGAAUACGAUAACGAUUUCGUUUAUCACUUUCAGUUUGUAAUAUGAUAGCAAGGUAUGCAGUAUCCGUUGUUGAUGCAGUCAGCGAUAACAAGCAAUCAAAGCUGCCUUGACAGCUAGCCUAUCUGGGCUACAGUCAGUAUUCCCGGACUGCAGCGGAAGAUAGGAAGUACAAAGUAUCUCGCUAUGAAUAUUUGUUUUGGGAUCCAAGUUCAUAUUUAAAACUAAAUGAUAAGUUACCAAAUAUUGCUUGAAUUCAAUUUUAGUGUAAGUACUGGAAACUGGAGUUAGGUCAGUACUGUAUUAGCUUGGUAGCAGUGUGUUGUUGGCAACGAUGUCCUAUUGAACGGAUGCGUGGGAACAUGUCCACCCUGGUGUGUGUGAAAGACGAGGAGGACCCUGGCGAGAAGCUGUCCCAGGAUGAGAUCAUCUCGCGGACCAAGCAGGUGAUCCAGGGCCUGGACGCCCUAAAGCAGGAGCACCACUCCAUCCUGGAGGGCCUGCUGGGAACCCUGCGCUGCUUGAAGCAGGACGAGGAGGGAGUCCUGAUGGAGGAGAAGUCCCACAUGAUCCGCAAGUCCCUGGAGAUGCUGGAGCUGGGCCUGAGCGAGGCACAGGUGAUGAUGGCGCUGUCGGGUCACCUGAGCUCUGUGGAGUCUGAGAAGCAGAAGCUGCGGGCGCAGGUGAGGCGUCUGUGCCAGGAGAACCAGUGGCUGAGGGACGAGCUGGCGGGCACCCAGCAGAAGCUGCAGAAGAGCGAGCAGAGCGUGGCCCAGCUGGAGGAGGAGAAGAAGCACCUGGAGUUCAUGAACCAGCUCAAGAAAUACGACGAGGACCUGUCUCCCUCGGAGGACCGGGACUCAGACUCCAGUAAAGAGACUCUGGAUGAUCUCUUCCCUGACGACCAUGACGACCAGGCCCCAGGCAUCCAGCAGCCUCACAGCAGUGCGGCAGCCGCCGCCCAGCAGGGGGGCUACGAGAUCCCGGCCCGCCUCAGGACCCUCCACAACCUGGUGAUCCAGUACGCCUCCCAGGGCCGCUACGAGGUGGCCGUGCCCCUCUGCAAGCAGGCCCUGGAGGACCUGGAAAAGACCUCCGGACACGAUCACCCCGACGUGGCCACCAUGCUCAACAUCCUGGCCCUGGUCUACAGGGACCAGAACAAGUACAAAGAGGCGGCCAACCUGCUGAACGACGCUCUGUCCAUCAGGGAGAAGACCCUGGGCAGGGACCACCCAGCCGUUGCUGCCACCCUCAACAACCUGGCCGUGCUGUAUGGGAAGAGAGGAAAGUACAAGGAGGCGGAGCCUCUGUGUAAGAGAGCUCUGGAGAUCCGGGAGAAGGUUCUGGGUAAGGACCACCCUGAUGUGGCCAAGCAGCUGAACAACCUGGCUCUGCUGUGUCAGAACCAGGGAAAGUACGAGGAAGUGGAGUACUAUUACCAGCGAGCGCUGGAGAUCUACCAGACCAAACUGGGCCCCGACGACCCCAAUGUUGCCAAGACCAAAAACAACCUGGCGUCUUGUUACCUGAAACAGGGGAAGUUCAAGCAAGCUGAAACUCUGUACAAAGAGAUCCUCACAAGAGCACAUGAGAGGGAGUUUGGCUCUGUAGAUGAUGAGAACAAACCCAUCUGGAUGCAUGCUGAGGAGAGAGAGGAACUGAGCAAGGGAAAGCUGAAGGAUGGCUCUCCUUUCGCCGAGUAUGGAGGCUGGUACAAGGCCUGCAAAGUAGACAGCCCCACAGUCACCACCACCCUGAAGAACCUGGGCGCCCUCUACAGGCGGCAGGGGAAAUUUGAAGCCGCAGAGACUUUGGAGGAGGCGGCCCUGCGUUCCAGAAAGCAGGGCCUGGACACGGUGCACAAGCAGCGUGUGGCGGAGGUUCUGAGCGAGCCGGAGGCGCGGGAGAAGCAGCGCAGCCGCGAGAGCCUCGUCUCCGACACGGUCAAGUACGAGAGCGGUCCUGACGGCGGCGAGGAAGUGAGUAUGGGCGUGGAGUGGAACGGGGAUGGUUCUGGCUCUCUGAAGCGAAGCGGAUCCUUCAGUAAACUCCGAGCUUCUAUCCGCCGUAGCAGCGAAAAACUGGUGCGCAAGCUGAAAGGCGGUGGCUCAAAGGACAGUGAUCCUAAAAACCCUGGCAUGAAGCGAGCCAGCUCACUGGGUGUGCUAAACGUGGCGGACCAGCCUGCCGGAGACCACUACCAAGAGCGAAAUAAUCGUCUGAGGAAAAGUCGAGACCUGAGUGCCAGCCACACUGACCUGGCGCAUUGAAGGUCUGACUCGGAGUGACCAGCGGAAAGGGCCGGAAGGGGGUGACUCAGAGGUCACAUGGUCAGCAUCCUUUUUUCUCUGCAGUACCACCAUGUACAUAGCUGCUUGUAGUCACCAUGUCACCAACCUCCCAAGAAUACCCUUCUCAACCAUACACUACCAAUUGUUCAUCUGGAAUAUUUUAACUGAGCUCCUUGCACUUAUGGCUUGUUGUCUUAGAGUGUGGUUUAGUGUAAUUCUCUGCCUGCGUGUAGUAUAUUGUGGAACAUGAAUUGUUAUGAACAACUUUCCUGUAUUUUCACUUUUGGAGUAAUUGUGUGUCUGAUCUUGUACUGUAUAUAACUGUGUGCUUUAUCUUGAUGUCCAUAUGUGAGGUUGCCUUCAUACUUUGUGCGUGUGGUGGCACGUUUAGGCUUUCGGUCUAGGUGUAUGGAUAUACUUAACAUGCUCAUCACUUGAAUUAAAUAGGUGGGCAGUAUGGCUACUGCAAGAGACCUGAUAGAUAAGAUCUAUUUUCAUGAUACGUCCAAAUUCAUAACCUGUGUAUAUUGAGAAGCUAUUCAUUGUUUAAUGAAGGUAUAUGUUUACAUUUGGAGGUUUGUAGAUUAUGAUUUUCCUACGCUGCUCUAGGGAUGUUUUUAAAAUCUUGGCUUGGCAUUCUAGGCCUUGAAACUGGUAGUCGUGUCCUUUUGUGGUUAUGUUACUGCAAGCGAACAGACUGCUAAGAUGAAACAGAAUCUAUGUAUAGGCACAUGCUGUUUCAUUUUCUCAGGGUUGUCAGAAGUUGGCCAGAGAUGCUAGUUUUGGUAAAACACUGUCUGCACUAGAUGUAUGUAACAUAAGCCUGUUACAAUCAAAUGCUUUGUCCAGUCACGAACAGGAUGAUAUUGUUACUAUCUUAAGAUGUUUACCAAUUUUACCUUCACUUAUUUCUAGGAUCACCACUUGCUAAAACAUACUUCAUGUGACAUUACACUGACCGGUCAAUAUAAAUGAAAUACUGUACUUUAAGAUAAAAAGAAAAAGUUAUAAUUUACUAGGAUUUAUUUUACAGUAGUUUGUAUGCCCCAUUCUUAAAUUGAUCUGAUUGAUGUUAUACUUACUGAAAUGCUAGUACCAAAUCAUGGUCAUUGUUACGUGGGGUUUAUAGUGUCCUCUGGUUUGUGCCUUAGUGUGGUCUAAGCCUACACACACUAGUGGAGUGUCUACAACAAAUUACAUUUGACAAUGUACCUUUCAGAUCAGUGUGUAUUCCCUGUCAACAUGUUAGGUGGUGAUACUACCCUAAUUACGUCGGGUUGGGGACACUGGUUUGGGUGAGACAUUGUGUUUUAAUUUAUAAGGCUUUUAAAAGAGAGAUAUCUGUUACAUAAGAAUGAGACUGCUUUUGGACCAGUGGCUGAUUGAACAGCCAGGGAAAAGCUUGGGAUUUGUACUGGAAAGGAUUUCAUUACGUAACAUUUUGUUUACUAAACAUUGGAAUUUAUAUUUUGUUAUUGAAGAAAGGAAUAGUGGCGAUUGCAAUAAGUCAUCGUUUUCUAUGCAGAAUGCAUUUGUGACGACAGGUAUCAGGUUAGAUGUUCAGAUUUUUUCUGUGUGCAAUAUGUUUUUAGGUAUCAGAUGUGAUAAAUCAAUUUGUUGAACCAAAACAAAUGUCUUAAUGUUACAACACCCUGUACAUCUUUUUAGUCCUUUUCCCUCCCUAUAGAUUAUGCAAUUUAGGCAUUGUAACUAUGGUGAAUGAAUGUGGAUAGAGAAUGUUCUGUAGAAAAACGUUUAGGUGACUGUUGAUCAGUCUGUCAAUCAUCAACCUGUUGUGUUUUUUUGCUUGUCUGCCCAGGUACCCAUUUAUCCAACAGAUUGAAUUAGGAUGGGCAAUGUAAACCUUUGCAUUUUUGUCUGAAUGAAGGAACUGCCAUUUAUUGUCACCGAUUAUCUUUUUUAAGCCAUUUUUUUAUUUGCCCCAAAUUAUUGUAAAAACAUCCAUCUGACAACUACCUGAUGGGUAGUCAUGUUGAGUUUAAAAAUAUAUAUAUAUUGUUUGAUUAUCUGUCCGACUGGGAGGAAUCACAAUGAAUUAAAUGUCUAUUUAUGCAGUAAUUUCAUCAACAGCGAUUAUAUCGCAUUAUAUCGUCCCAGGAUAGUUAGUCAUAAACUCAGAGCCGCUGACACCUCUACAUGACGUCAUCCUGAUGGUGUGGAGCUCUGCUUGUGUACCUGCUUUCUACUGCCCAUCUAAGCCAUCAUCACUGUCCACAUCCUAUAAUAUGUUUGCUUUACUGGCGGAAUUGUCUAAACUGUGGUGAUGUGUUUCUCCUGAAAAAUAUUGUAUCGCAAGAAAAUGUACAAAUGUUGAAAUAAAAAGAUCAAAUGUU